AUGGAUGCUGGCCUGGAUGUGGCCAGCCAGGGGAUGGCUGGGGCCGGGGGCAGGUCCCCCAUGGCUGGGUCAGGCGUUGCAGGCGGACGACCUGCAGGUAGCUCUAAGCCUCCAGGGGGAGCAGUGUUAGGGACUGCAGGUGGAUGGCCUGUAGAGACCUCCAGGCCUGCAGGGAGAGCCAGGACCGCAGGAGGUGCCUGGGUAGCAGGUGGCUCCUGGGCAGAAGAGGGAGGCUCCUCCCUCAAGGCUGGACAGGGCGCUGGAACACAGGCAAGAAGUGGCAAUGGUGGGGGCUCGUUGGACCACCUCUCUGGGGGUGGCAGCAGGAACCCCUCAUCGAGCCACUACAUGGGGGGGAUGGCAGCACAGGGACUGGGUGGACGGCUGUGGGGCAGGGACAAGGAGGACCUUCAGUGA
Messenger RNA from Esox lucius (northern pike), 417 nucleotides. Its product is annotated as alanine and glycine-rich protein-like. The record is from RefSeq and is a predicted model, not a curated record. The transcript has 2 exons. NCBI's taxonomy places the organism in Eukaryota, Metazoa, Chordata, Actinopteri, Esociformes, Esocidae. Bases 1 to 417 code for a protein of 138 amino acids.